AUGUCAGGAGAACUCAUUUUCAUCACUGGUGCCACGGGCUUCAUCGGGAGCGCCACUGCUUUGACCGCGCUCAAGGCGGGGUAUCGACUACGCAUUUGUUUGCGAAAACCGUCCACAGAACUUGAAACACUAUUUUCCGAUUACAAGGAGCAUAUUGAAUAUGUCACGGUCGCGGAUCUCAGCGACGAAAGCGCCUUCAGUGGGAAGCUUGAUGGAGCGGACUAUGUUUUCCAUCUAGCCUCCCCACUGCCUCACGGCACGAACAAGGAUACCUACUUUGCUCCCGCAGUCAAAGGUACAACAGCUAUUCUCCACGAAGCGGCAAAGGUACCGAGCAUCAAGAAGGUGGUCGUCACAGCAUCCAUGGCUUCUCUGAUGCCUCUGGCCGGCGUCCCUGAUGGUGGCAUCACCAAAGAGGACAACGAUUGGGAUCUCAGCGUCGAUGAGACUGCGGACUUCAACAAUCCCGCCGAUCCAGCUGGAACAGCAUUCAAACUCUACCAUGCGUCCAAGUUACUGGCCAACAACGCUACGUGGGAAUUCUGGAGAAACUCAAAGCCCCAUUAUUCCCUGGUGUCUCUUCAUCCAUCCUUUGUCCUCGGACACAAUCUUGUCCAGACUUCCGCCAAAGAUGUCGAAAAGGGAUCGAACGCUGGGCUAUGGCAGGGCAUCAUGGGAGGCGUGGCUACCCCGAUGGUGACUGGUGUACAUAUCCAAGAUGUUGCAGACGCCCACAUCAAAGCCUUGAGUCCCAGUGUUGCAAAUGGCUCAAAGUAUCUUCUUUCAGGAAACAAAACAAGUUGGAAGGAAAUCGCCCAGAUUGUGCUUCGUGACUAUCCCAACCUAGGAGCGAAGAUCACUGUCGAUCUGGAAGGAGAGUCUAUGGCGAUGGACACCAGCAAAGCAGAGAAAGAAUUGGAUAUUAAAUGGCGUUCUUUUGAGGAGAUUGUUCAUGACUUGUUGGAUCAGCAACUUGGAUUCAGUGAAAACUCGAAUUAG
Messenger RNA from Penicillium manginii, 999 nucleotides. Its product is annotated as ketoreductase sphI. Gene Ontology annotation, molecular function: oxidoreductase activity, acting on the CH-OH group of donors, NAD or NADP as acceptor. The transcript is spliced from 2 exons. Lineage: Eukaryota; Fungi; Ascomycota; Eurotiomycetes; Eurotiales; Aspergillaceae. The record is from RefSeq and is a predicted model, not a curated record. Bases 1 to 999 code for a protein of 332 amino acids.